GUAUACAUAAAUAUUGCAAACAAAAGAAAAGAUCGAUGGAAGGAGAUCAGCCAGGCCAACCCAAUAUUUGAUCCGCCUCCUUCCUCCUUCCUCCUUGUUUUCUCCUUUCUCUCGUUCGAGUGGCGAAAAAGAAAGAAAAUGGCGUUUGCGAUGAGGGUUAAGGUACCUCCGAACUCAGCCACUUUGGCAGAAGCUAGGCAUCGGACCUUUGAUUUCUUCCGUACAGCCUGCAGAUCCAUUCCUGCGAUCAUGGAUAUAUAUAAUCUAUACGAUGUUGUUAACCCUUCUCAGCUUCGCUCCACCAUCGCUUCCGAAAUCCGCAAGAACGCUCAUAUCACUAACCCUAAGGUGAUUGAUAUGCUGCUGUUCAAGGGAAUGGAAGAGUUGAGCAACAUAACGGAGCAUGCGAAGCAACGACAUCAUAUCAUUGGACAGUAUGUGGUGGGCAAUCAGGGACUUGUUCAAGAUGUGGCCACAAAGGAUGAGGAACUGUCCAACUUUCUAAAAAAUUUCUACAAAAGCAACUACUUUUGAAAGCAGCUGCAUCAUGUCUUCUUUUUGGGUGUCAAUUUCUUCCCCAAUAAAUAUAUGUUGUUAUUGGACAUGAUAUCCUUUUGCUGAUUAGAAGCAAUGUUGUUGGAUAUUGGAACAAGUUUUUCCUGUCUUGUUUUCUAGGUUGGUUCUCUAUUUUCUGCACCUGGUAUGGAAAUUGAUGCUUGUUUAUUCACUUUCUUCAUAUUUUGAGGUA
This is a messenger RNA of Cynara cardunculus var. scolymus (artichoke), 748 nucleotides long. Its product is annotated as NADH dehydrogenase [ubiquinone] 1 alpha subcomplex subunit 6. Lineage: Eukaryota; Viridiplantae; Streptophyta; Magnoliopsida; Asterales; Asteraceae. The coding region runs from base 139 to 534 and encodes 131 amino acids. The transcript has 2 exons. Gene Ontology annotation, biological process: response to oxidative stress. The record is from RefSeq and is a predicted model, not a curated record.